AUGGCGGCUAUCACCUGCCUUGCCUGCGCUGAGGGCUUGGAGGGCGCCGUGGCUCCAGCCCCGACGGCGGGGAGGGGAGGGGUGCAUCGCUGGCGGCGCGCAUUCUACAACGAGUCGGAGGCGCGCAAGUACACCACCUCCUCCCGCAUCAUCGAAAUCCAGGUGAGGAUCUCCGAGAGGGCGCUGGAGCUGCUCGCGCUCCCCGACGACGGCGUCCCCAAGAUGCUGCUCGACAUCGGGUGCAGUUCCGGGCUUAGCGGCGAGACGCUGACGGAGCACGGGCAUCAUUGGAUCGGCUGUGAUAUCUCACAGUCCAUGCUUGAUGUUGCUCUGGAGCGGGAGACCGAGGGAGACCUCCUGCUCGCAGACAUGAGCGAGGUUUCAGUGAACUAG
Molecule: messenger RNA, 393 nt
Organism: Triticum aestivum (bread wheat)
Lineage: Eukaryota; Viridiplantae; Streptophyta; Magnoliopsida; Poales; Poaceae
Product: 18S rRNA (guanine-N(7))-methyltransferase RID2-like
Exons: 6
Coding region: 1-393 (130 amino acids)
Biological process (GO): rRNA (guanine-N7)-methylation
Cellular component (GO): nucleolus
Molecular function (GO): rRNA (guanine) methyltransferase activity
Source: RefSeq, a predicted model, not a curated record